GGCUGGGGCGGGGACGCGGGCCGAAGCCGCCGCCCGUGUGGCGCGCCGGGGCCCCGCUACUGUUCCCGGCGCCGCGCACUGGCCGGCGGGGCCGGGGACUGCCGGGGAGGCGGCGCCGGCCGGCGGGGCGGGGGCCCCGAAGUGGGUUUCGGGCAGCCGCCCGCGCUGGCACCGGGCGCAGAGGGUGGUGCACGGCGGACUCCGCGCCCGGGCACCGCACCGGGCAGUCUCCGGAUCUGCCGUUCUGCCCCGGCCCAGAAAACCCGGCGCCUUCCAGGCCCUUCGAAAGAUGGAUUCUGUUGACGUAUCUGGCGGCCCUGGCGAGCCUGGUGGAAAGUUGGGUUUUGCCAGAUUGCGCCGGGCUCCUCUUUGUGACGCGCGGCCAGCCCCGCAUCCCCCCGGAGCCGGGAAACCUGUUCAUCUGGGGAACAAAUGAAAAGCCAGUUUUCCAAGUGAUGCCGGUCGCUGGGGUGAGAACUCGGUUUGGUGGGCAGUUGGAGAAGAACUGCAAGAUACAUUUCAGAAUCUUGUAUCCAGAAUACAGAGUCCCUGAGACAGGACCAUCUGAACUACAAGAAAGAAAAAUCAAAGACUGGAAGGCACAGCUGCGUGCACACUGAGAUGUUCCUGUCCAUGAGGGAUGUUUCUGGAACGAUGAUGAUGAUGAUGAUGAUGAUGAUGAUGAUGACAGUGGCUGUGGUUGGCAGCGGGAAGAAGGAGCAGGCUUCCCAGGAAGAAUGAAGCAGUCAACUUGCAUAAGACCUGUCUUGACUUCUCUCCUUUGGGGAAAGAGGGCCACAUUAAGAAGGGUGGCAGGCUUGCGUGGACACAGAAUUCCACUGCCAAAUAGACAUCAUUUCUGAGAACUUCAGUGUUUAUGAUCCAGGUUUCCCAGUGAUUAAAUUACUCCUUGGGAGACCAUGCACCUUGCAAGGUUUGGGGGAUAGAUUGGUAACGACAAGGCAGUGGUGAUCUCUGCCCUUCCUUCUGGAGUACUUCGUAUGGCAAGAAAGGCCAAGUGGCAUCAGAGCUGAGUGAUGGACAACCUGCAGUCCCAGAACCUCUCCAUGGACAUGACUGACUCCCCUCCCGCCUUGGCUAAUAACAGACUGGAGAAUGGCAUGGCUCAGCUGAUCACCACUGAGGCCUGGAACAUCAACUCCACUGACCUGGUAAAGAAGGCCCUGGUGACCGUGCCAGCCCCAUCCAUUCUGAACCCCCCUGCCGAGUCUCAGAGUGGUAUGGCUCUGAAGGUGGCAGCCACUGUGUUGCAGCCCCUGUGCCUCGGGGAGAGCCCAGUGGUGAUGCCCAUUCACAUGCAGGUGGAGGGAAGCUCCGCACCAGAGCUCAACCCCAAUGGCAAUGCCACCUACGUCAUGACCACCCAGGGCCCUGUGCAACUGCCCGUGGUGCUGGAGCAGCACGUCUUUCAGCACCUCAACUCCCCUCUGGUCCUGCCGCAGGAGGCCCCAUGCUCCUCCAAUACCAUCCACAACAACCUCUUCCAGGGAGCGGAGGACCCUGAGGCCCAGCCCCAGCUCCUGGACCUGAGGAUCCCCAGCCAACCGCAGGAGCCCACUUUGCCAUUUGAAGCUGUGCUCCAGAAUUUGUUUCCCUCUCAGGGCACUCUCGGGCCCCCACCUUGUCAGCCUCCUCCUGGCUAUGCCCCUGUGCCCCCCCAGCCUUUUAGCUCCCCUUUGUCCCCCCUGGUCCCACCAGCCACCCUCUUGGUGCCAUAUCCUGUGAUCGUCCCCUUGCCUGUGCCAGUCCCUAUUCCCAUCCCCAUCCCAGUGCCUCAGAGUUCUGAAUCCAAGUUCAGCUCCAGUUUCCCCAAGCCACCAUCUUCCUUCGGCCUGCACCCCUUUAAAGGCACCCAGACCCCUCUGGAAAAAGAUGAACUGAAGCCCUUUGACAUCCUCCAGCCUAAGGAGUACUUCCAGCUCAGCCGCCACACGGUCAUUAAGAUGGGAAGUGAGAACGAGGCCCUGGAUCUCUCCAUGAAGUCAGUGCCCUGGCUCAAGGCUGGCGAAGUCAGUCCCCCAAUCUUCCAGGAGGAUGCAGCCCUAGACCUGUCAGUGGCAGCCCACCGGAAAUCCGAGCCUCCCCCUGAGACACUGUAUGACAGUGGUGCAUCAGUGGACAGCUCAGGUCACACAGUGAUGGAGAAACUUCCCAGUGGCAUGGAAAUUUCUUUUGCCCCUACCACAUCCCAUGAGGCCCCAGCCAUGAUGGAUAGUCACAUCAGCAGCAGUGAUGCCGCCACCGAGAUGCUCAGCCAGCCCAACCAUGCCAGCAGCGAGGUCAAGACUGAAAAUAACAUUGAGAUGGUGGGCGAGUCCCAGGCAGCCAAGGUCAUUGUCUCAGUCGAAGAUGCUGUGCCUACCAUAUUCUGUGGCAAGAUCAAAGGCCUCUCGGGGGUGUCCACCAAAAACUUCUCCUUCAAAAGAGAAGACUCCGUGCUUCAGGGAUAUGACAUCAACAGCCAAGGGGAAGAGUCCAUGGGAAAUGCAGAGCCCCUUAGGAAACCCAUCAAAAACCGGAGCAUAAAGUUAAAGAAAGUGAACUCCCAGGAAAUACACAUGCUCCCAAUCAAAAAACAACGUCUGGCCACCUUUUUUCCAAGAAAGUAAAUAACGGCUUUUUAAAAUUUGUAUGAUUAUAAUAUGGGGAAAGGUGCAUUGGUUUUAUAAAAAGGCAUUUAAAACAAAUUAUCUUUGUUAAUUAUUUUGGGGAGUAGUUGGGAAAUGGAAAGGUGAAUUGGCUCUAGAGGCCCUGUAUGCUAGUAUCAUUUUCUUUUUUAAUUUUUGACUUUUCACAAAUGAGUAAAUAAGAGCAACCUAUUUUUCAAGCGGAUUGCACAUUUUUUGCAGCUUUAAUGGAAUAUUGGGUGAAUUAGAGGGGUUAAAAAAAAGCUAUUUUCAUUGCCACAAAGUGCUUUGAUGAUGUAAUACCUAAUAAAGGGUAGGAUGAAUAUUUCACAAUAAAUGUUUGUUUGCACUAA
Messenger RNA from Rhinopithecus roxellana (golden snub-nosed monkey), 3001 nucleotides. RefSeq names its product retinoic acid induced 2 (gene RAI2). Gene Ontology annotation, biological process: animal organ development. The record is from RefSeq and is a predicted model, not a curated record. Gene Ontology annotation, cellular component: nucleus. Bases 1038 to 2630 code for a protein of 530 amino acids. The transcript is spliced from 6 exons. NCBI's taxonomy places the organism in Eukaryota, Metazoa, Chordata, Mammalia, Primates, Cercopithecidae.